This is a messenger RNA of Cordyceps fumosorosea ARSEF 2679, 1092 nucleotides long. RefSeq lists its product as hypothetical. The record is from RefSeq and is a predicted model, not a curated record. Lineage: Eukaryota; Fungi; Ascomycota; Sordariomycetes; Hypocreales; Cordycipitaceae. The transcript is spliced from 3 exons. Bases 1 to 1092 code for a protein of 363 amino acids.
AUGGCCGCGCAGGCACAGGCCGUCACCGUCUCGCUCAAAGAUCUCCAAUCUGGCAAUGUCUCCUUUGAGACUCUUCAACAGGCUUUCGGCCCGGACUCGCUCGGCAUCCUCGUCGUCAAGGAUGUGCCAAAGCAGUUCCCCAAGCUGAGACACUCAGCCCUGUCCUAUGCUUCCUAUCUUGGCAAUCUGCCGCAUGCAGAACUCGAAACGCUCGAGAAUGCCCACGCCAAGUACCUCACCGGCUGGUCCCUCGGCAAGGAGACGCUCAAGAACGGCAAGGCCGACACCUUCAAGGGCUCCUACUAUGCCAACUGCGCCUUUUACGUCGACGCCUCCCUCGAGUGCGCCAAGCCCACCGCCGAGUUUUCCGAGGCGACCUUCCCCGAGUACCUGUCACCGAACCUUUGGCCGGCCGAGGCCGUGCUGCCAGGCUUCAAGCCCGCCGUGACGGACCUGUGCAGGCUCAUCAUCGACGUGGCCGUCCUCGUCGCCCGCGCCUGCGACCGCUUCGCCGAGAAGGAGAUCCACGGCUACCCCAAGGGCUACCUCGAGCACGUCGUCAGCACCUCCAACACGACCAAGGCCCGGCUCCUCCACUACUACCCCCAGGGCCGCGAGGACGUCGCCGACGGCGGCGACGAGGAUGACUGGUGCGCCACGCACCUGGACCACGGCUGCCUGACGGGCCUGACGUCGGCCAUGUUCAUCGACGAGACCGACACCGACACCGUCGUCCCCGCCGGCAGCGGCUCGUCCCCGCUGCCUGCGUUGAGCGAGCUGCCCGCGUCGCCCGACCCCAGCGCCGGCCUGUACAUCAAGUCGCGCACCGGCGAGACGUUCCAGGUCCGGAUCCCGCGCGACUGCAUCGCCUUCCAGACGGGCGAGGCGCUCGAGCGCAUCACCGCCGGCAAGUUCAAGGCCGUGCCGCACUUUGUGCGCGGCGUCAAGGCUAGCGUCAGCGACGGCCGCAUCGCGCGCAACACGCUGGCCGUCUUCACGCAGCCCAACCUGGGCGAGGAGGUGGACAUUGAGCAGCACCUCACGUUUGGAGAAUUUGCGCGCGGCGUGGUGACGAAGAAUACUGUAUCAUAG